AUGUGCUCGCCAAAGGUCCACGUCAAUGAUUCAAUCCAGCCCUCCUGGAGCGAUGGUCAAGGAGGCUUCUUCGUCCUCUCUGACGCUCCGUCAACUUUGCCUGAAUGCCAUCCUCACCCGGCGGAUUCGCCCGACCUGCCCCGUGUGUACGCUGCCGGGGACCAGUCAGCAGUCUGGCGUGCUGGCGAAGCCUUCCUCAAAGUGCACGAUAUCCGGUUUCCCCAGGUGACCAGAGAGCACGUCAUCCUAGAAUUCCUGCAGAGCAAAAAGCCUCUUGACUUUAACAUUCCCGAUGUCCUCUAUCACGGCGAGUGGAACGACAGAUACUACUUGAUCAUCAGUCGCGUGCCGGGACAACUUCUCUCAGAAGCAUGGCCGGCAAUGGACGAGGCCCUGCGACGGCAUUAUGUUUAUCGUGUCGCCAAAAUCUGCCGGAAGAUGGCCGAAUGGAAGCGCGAAGGGGUAAUUGGUGGAGUCGACGGCGGCCAGGUGAAGGAGCUGUACCUUAGGAAAGGCGAGUCCCUGGAUCCCGAGGACCUCCGCGAGAAUUGUGCUGGCAUGGGCAUGGACACUUCUUGCCUGGUAUUCUAUCACUGCGAUCUUGGCCCGACCAAUAUUCUUGUCGAUCCUGACAGCGGGGGGAUAGGCAUUAUUGACUGGGAAAUUGCCGGUUAUGUGCCGAAAGAGUGGGUAAGAACCAAGUUUCAGUUGUCUUCGGGAAUGGACUUUCCCACGGGGGACGACGAAGAUGCAAGGAGAGAUUGGCGGCGGAUGGUUGCGCGUGAGUUGAAGGCAAUGGGCUUCCCUGAGGCCAUUGACGGCUGGCUGGGGUUUCAGGAGUCAAGUUGACGGAUGAACUAGAAUAUAAUAAGAUGGAAUUACGCUUGUCAGCCGAAGGACGACAGCGACACGCAACUGGCUCUGGUCAAGGAUCGUGAGGAAUUUUCAGGGCAGAUGGCCAAGAGACCGACAGUGAAGUAGCGCGGUUUAAAGAUCCUGAACGCCGGCUGUGAAAUACCUGCUUGGCAUGCAUACCAGGAAGCGCGACGAAUGCUG
Messenger RNA from Canariomyces notabilis, 1056 nucleotides. Its product is annotated as kinase-like protein. Lineage: Eukaryota; Fungi; Ascomycota; Sordariomycetes; Sordariales; Chaetomiaceae. Bases 1 to 849 code for a protein of 282 amino acids. The transcript is spliced from 2 exons. The record is from RefSeq and is a predicted model, not a curated record.